This is a messenger RNA of Closterium sp. NIES-67, 1053 nucleotides long. Lineage: Eukaryota; Viridiplantae; Streptophyta; Zygnematophyceae; Desmidiales; Closteriaceae. The record is from the annotation of a GenBank genome assembly.
CAAUGUUGUGAAAUUUUUCUGCCAAAUCCUAUAAUCUGUCUUCGGAGUCAGGAAGUCUCCAAAUUCUUACCUACUAGAACUCCUCCUUUGGUGGUCAGUGGUCACCUCAAGAGAGACACACGGCCAUGGCGGAACCACAAGUCGUCGUCGACGGUGCUGAUGGAGCUUCCGUGAAUCCGCAGGUCGCAGCUGUAAAGGCCUCCCUAGCCAAAGUUUCCGAGUCCUUCCAAGCAGUGAUCGCUCAGCAGCGUCCUUGGUCUGAAGUAGCAGACCGGUCUCAGAUCGCGAAGCCCGAGGGUUUCAACGAUGCUCUCAGCAGGAUCCGAAAGAACAUCGUGUAUUUCAAGGCUAACUACCUCGCGAUUAUUCUCGGCAUGGUCGCUCUCAGCAUCCUGUGGAACCCCAUCUCCAUCUUCUGGCUCGGAUUCCUCGGUGCAGCCUGGGUCUAUCUCUUCAUGAUCCACUCACAGCCGCUGGUGAUUGGUGGACGAACCUUGAGCGAAACCGAGAAACUUCUGGGCAUGAUCGCGAUUUCUGUCCUGGUGAUCUUCGGUCUGACCUCCGUCGGCUCCGUUCUGAUGUCGGGAAUAACUCUGGGUCUCGUCGCCAUCGCCGUCCACGCAGCCUUGAGAGUGCCUGAUGACUUGUUCGUGGAUCAAGGCCCUGCCCCUGGCACCUACAUGUCGUUCCUGGGCGGAAUCAACAACCCACAAUCUGUGGCUGUUGGAGUUUAGGCCAUUUGACACUCACUCCUGGGCUUGAGUACCGUAAUCUCGUCAUUGCGUAUGAACAAGUAAAUCCGAUCAAACGUGGAAGUAAAUUCAACUGUGUUCCGGAUUUAUUCAGAUGUACCAUAGUCCUGAUUUGAGCACCUUGAAGCAAUUUAAAGCAGCGAGCCUCCUCAUGGAGCCCGUCUUGCUUGUUAGUCAUUGUGGGUGCACGUUUCAACCACAACUCAAGACAUGGUUGGUCUGGCACAGCGAAAAUGAAACUGAUGUUCAAGAGAUUUGGGAGCAUUGUCUUUGUUGGGCUGAGAAAAGCCCUUAGGAUCUU